AUGAUUAUCGGAUCGUUGAUAUUCUGUGAAAGUUGUGGAAACUUAUUGUCACUACCCGAACACCAUAGUCCUCAAAACUUAAUCCGAUGUGGCCAUUGCAAACAAAGUCAGAAAUUUCACUUACAGGAAGAACUGGCGAUUGUGACCAAGUCGAAUCCUCAUGCAUUUCCAUCAGUACUCCGUCAAAAACGUACACUAGUUCAACAGACAGCCAACUCGGCUGGACACCAGAACGAUCCAGCUGCUGCCCCAUUGAUGGAUGAAAGUUGUCCGAAGUGUCAACACCCUCAGAUGAGAUAUCAUACCCUUCAGCUACGGAGCGCAGACGAAGGAACGACGGUGUUUUACGAGUGUCCUAAUUGCAGCCAUAAAUUUUCGACUAAUAAUUAA
This is a messenger RNA of Puccinia graminis f. sp. tritici CRL 75-36-700-3, 390 nucleotides long. RefSeq lists its product as uncharacterized. NCBI's taxonomy places the organism in Eukaryota, Fungi, Basidiomycota, Pucciniomycetes, Pucciniales, Pucciniaceae. The coding region runs from base 1 to 390 and encodes 129 amino acids. Gene Ontology annotation, molecular function: DNA-directed RNA polymerase activity; nucleic acid binding; zinc ion binding. Gene Ontology annotation, biological process: termination of RNA polymerase I transcription; DNA-templated transcription. The transcript is spliced from 4 exons. Gene Ontology annotation, cellular component: RNA polymerase I complex. The record is from RefSeq and is a predicted model, not a curated record.